Messenger RNA from Mus musculus (house mouse), 2680 nucleotides. RefSeq names its product zinc finger protein 960 (gene Zfp960). Gene Ontology annotation, cellular component: nucleus. Lineage: Eukaryota; Metazoa; Chordata; Mammalia; Rodentia; Muridae. Bases 75 to 1715 code for a protein of 546 amino acids. The record is from RefSeq and is marked validated. Gene Ontology annotation, biological process: regulation of DNA-templated transcription. The transcript has 4 exons.
GCAGGCUUAAGUGAUUUGUCCUGUGUGCUGCUGGGUACUGUGAAGGAAACUCAGGCAAGUUCUGAAAGUGCGACAUGAUGAGGAUAUUGUCACUUCCCACAGAGAACGCAGUGACGUACUAUGAUGUCCUGGUGAGCUUUACUCAGGAAGAAUGGGCUUUGCUGGAUCCUUCCCAGAAGAGUCUCUACAAAGAUGUGAUGCUCGAAACCUAUAGGAACCUCACUGCCAUAGGCUAUAACUGGGAAGAAGAUAAUAUUGAAGAAGAUUGUGAAAAUUCUGGAAGACCCACUAGGCAUCUUCAAAGGGAUGGACCAAGUAAUACUGGAGAGAAACCCUUUGAAUGUAUUCAAUAUGAUGGAGCCUUUGCAAGAAACCAUCAUCAGUUACAUAAGGACACUGGAUCUUUCAUGUCUUAUACUGAUCGUCAAAUACAUAGAAGACCACACACUGAAGAAAAAGUCUAUGAUGGUAACCAAUGUGGUAAAACCUUUUCAUGUCACAACCAUUUUGAAAUCCGUAAAGGAACAUAUACUGGAGAAAAACCCUAUGAAUGUAAUCAAUGUGGGAAAGCCUUUGCACGCCACAGCAAUCUUCUAGACCAUAAAAGAAUACAUACUGGAGAGAAACCCUAUAAAUGUAAGCAAUGUGGCAAAGACUUUACCCAUCACAGUACUCUUCAUAUCCAUAAAAGAAUACAUACUAGAGAGAAAACCUAUAAAUGUAACCAGUGUAUGACCAUUGCUCAUCUUCAAUGUCAUAAAAUAACACAUACUGGAGAGAAACCCUAUGCAUGUAAAAAAUGUGGCAAAACCUUUGCAUAUCACAAAACUCUUCAAAUCCAUGAAAGAACACAUACUGGAGAAAAACUCUAUCAAUGUAACCAAUGUGCCAAAGCCUUUCCAUAUCACAGAACUCUUCAAAUCCAUGAAAGAACACAUACUGGAGAGAAACCAUAUGAAUGUAAUCAAUGUGGCAAAGCCUUUGCAUGUCUUAGAAAUCUUCAAAAUCAUAAAACAACACAUACUGGAGAGAAACCCUAUGAAUGUAACCAGUGUGGCAGAGCCUUUAGACAAUAUGUUUAUCUUCAGUGUCAUGAAAGAAUACAUACUGGAGAGAAACCCUUUGAAUGUAAUCAAUGUGGCAAAGCCUUUGCACGUCACAGCACUCUUCAAAGACAUAAAAGAACACAUACUGGAGAGAAACCCUAUGAAUGUAAUCAAUGUGGCAAAGCCUUUGCAUGUCCCAGAUACCUUCAAAUCCAUAAAAGAACACAUACUGGAGAGAAACCCUAUGAAUGUAAUCAAUGUGGCAAAGCCUUUGCAUGUCACAGAUACCUUCAAAUCCAUAAAAGAACACAUACUGGAGAGAGACCUUAUGAAUGUAAUCAGUGUGGCAAGGCCUUUACAUGUCGCAGUAAUCUUCAAAUCCAUAAAAGAACACAUACUGGAGAGAGACCUUAUGAAUGUAAUCAGUGUGGCAAGGCCUUUACAUGUCGCAGUAAUCUUCAAAUCCAUAAAAGAACACAUACUGGAGAGAAACCCUAUGAAUGUAACCAGUGUGGCAAAGCCUUUACACAAUUUUUUCCUCUUAAACGUCAUGAAAUAACACAUACCAAAGAGAAACCCUAUGAAUGUAACCAGUGUGGCAAAGCCUUUACACGCCACAGUACUCUUCAAAUCCAUAAAAGAACACAUACUGGAGAAAAACCCGUAUGAAUGUAAUCAAUGUGGCAAAGCCUUUGCAGGUCACAGUACUCUUCAAAAUCAUAAAAGAAUACAUACUGGAGAGAAGCCCUAUGAAUUUAACCAGUGUAGCAAAGCUUUUACACAAUUUGUUCAUCUUCAGUGUCAUCAAAGGUUACAUACUGGAGAGAAACCCUAUGAAUGUAACAAUGUGGGAAAGCCUUUGCAUGUCACAGUACUCCAUGAAUUCAUAAAAGAACACAUACUGGAGAGAUACCCUAUGAAUGUAACCAGUGUGGCAAAGCCUUUACACAAUUUUUUCAUCUUAAACGUCAUGAAAUAACACAUACCAAAGAGAAACCCUAUGAAUGUAAACAAUGUGGCAAAGCCUUUACACGCCACAGUACUCUUCAAAUCCAUAAAAGAACACAUACUGGAGAAAAACCCGUAUGAAUGUAAUCAAUGUGGCAAAGCCUUUGCAGGUCACAGUACUCUUCAAAAUCAUAAAAGAAUACAUACUGGAGAGAAACCCUAUGAAUUUAACCAGUGUAGCAAAGCUUUUACACAAUUUGUUCAUCUUCAGUGUCAUCAAAGGUUACAUACUGGAGAGAAACCCUAUGAAUGUAAACAAUGUGUCAAAGCCUUUACAUGUCACAGUACUCUUCAAAUCCGUAAAAGAACACGUACUGGAGAAAAACCCUGUGUAUGUAAACAAUGUGGCAAAGCCUUUGCAUGUCACAGUACUCCAUGAAUUCAUAAAAGAACACAUACUGGAGAGAUACCCUAUGAAUGUAACCAGUGUGGUAAAACCUUUGCACGACACAGUCAGCUUCAAACACAUAAAAGAAUACAUAUUGAAGAAAAACCCGGAUAAUGCAGUGAAUGUGAUAAAGGCUUUGUUAUUGUAGUCUGAAAAGGAAUUUUAAAAACAAAUUCUUGUGAAAACCCUAUAAAUGUAAUCAAUCUAAUAAAGCCAUUUGUUAGCAGUCACCUUCUAA